Molecule: messenger RNA, 2042 nt
Organism: Chaetomium fimeti
Lineage: Eukaryota; Fungi; Ascomycota; Sordariomycetes; Sordariales; Chaetomiaceae
Exons: 2
Coding region: 86-1912 (608 amino acids)
Molecular function (GO): flavin adenine dinucleotide binding; oxidoreductase activity, acting on CH-OH group of donors
Source: RefSeq, a predicted model, not a curated record
GUCUUGUAUUCUGUACCGCGGUACCACAACACGACGUCCAUACCACAACAUUGCCCCACCAGUUGCAGCAGCGAGCUCUCGAAUUAUGGCUUCUGUUGACCUCAGCCAGCCGUUCGACUACAUUGUCGUCGGCGGCGGCACCGCCGGUCUAGUUGUCGCCAACCGCCUCACCGAGGACAGCGAUGUCCGAGUUCUCGUCGUCGAGGCCGGUGCAGACCGCACCGCCGACCCUUUAGUCCUUACACCGGGCUUGGUUGCCGCCUUGUACGGCAAGGAGGAGUACGAUUGGAAUUUUUCCUCUACUCCACAGCCAACCCUCAACAACCGGCUUAUUAACCAGUCUCGGGGCAAGAUGCUCGGUGGCAGUUCCGGCCUUAACUUCUUGAUGCUGCUCUACCCAUCUAAGGCCAACAUCGAUUCCUGGGCUGCCCUGGGCAACCCGAGCUGGAAUUAUGACGCCUUGGUCCCGUACUUUCGCAAGUUUGCGACGGUUCACACGCCACCUCAGUCCGCCCGGGACCUCCUUGGCUUGACUUACCUCAACGAGGGCUUGGCCAAGGGUGACGGGCCCAUCCACGUCUCGUUCAGCGAGGGUUAUGGCGUAACGAACAAGGCGUGGCUGAAAACCUUUGCCGACCUUGGCCUCGAAAUCGCGGCCGAUCCCCGCGACGGCGGAGCGCUGGGUGCCUUCCAAAACCAAGCGAGCAUCGACCCGGCCACCAACACGAGAAGCUACGCUGCCACCGGAUACUAUACCCCCGAGGUCGCCAAGCGGCCGAACCUCGUCGUCCUCACCGAAACUGUGGUAAACAAGAUCAUCUUUGACACGACGAGCGGUGAGGACGCCGUUGCCACGGGCGUCGAGAUCAUCACCAAGGACGGCCAGAAGAAGCAAGUCUCGGCCAGCACAGAAGUUAUUUUGGCGGCUGGUGCGCUGCAGUCACCUCAAAUCCUCGAGCUCUCGGGCAUCGGUGGCCGCGACCUGCUCGGCAAGCACGGCAUCCCCGUAGUCGUUGACAACGCCAACGUUGGUGAGCACGUCCAAGAUCAUCCCAUCGUCUGCCAGAGCUUCGAGGUCGCCGACGGCGUGCCCUCGGGCGACGUCCUGCGCGACCCCAACGUCCUCCAAGCCCUGGUCGGCAUGUACCAGACGGGUGGUGCCGGGCCGCUAGGCCAGAGCAUCAUCAGUGUCGCCUACUCGCCGCUCGUUGACGGCUCGGGCGUUGUCCCGGCCGAAGCCAAGGCGGGCUUCCUCGACGAGCACGCACCAAGCUUUACCACCCCAGAAGGCAAAGUCAUCCGCAAGCUGGUCGAGUCCCCCACCCAGGCCACCUUCCAAUACCUCCUCUUCCCCAGCCAGGUCGACAUCCCCGACCGCCCGACCAGCAUGGCGCACUAUAUCACCCCCGUUCUCCCGGAGAACUAUAUUACCAUCAUGACCAUCGUCAACCAGCCCUUCUCGCGCGGCAGCGUGCACAUCACCAGCGCCGACGUCAAGGCCGCGCCGGAGUGGGACCCCAAGUACAACUCCAACCCGCUCGACAUGGAGCUGCUCGCGCGCGGCGUGCAGUUCGUCGAGCGCAUCGUCGACCCCGCCACGCCGUUCGGCCAAGUCCUCAAGGACGGCGGCAAGCGCCAGCCGGCGCUCAAGGCCGACGACCUCGAAACGGCCCGCGAGAUCGUGCGCCGCCGCCAGAUCUCCGUCUUCCACGUCGCCGGCAGCUGCGCCAUGCGCCCGCGCGACCAGGGCGGCGUCGUCGACGAGCGUCUGCGCGUGUAUGGGACGAAGGGGCUGCGUGUUGUUGAUGCUAGCGUGUUGCCGCUCGAGCCGGUCGGCAAUAUUCAGAGUGUGGUGUAUGCUGUUGCGGAGAGGGCUGCGGAUUUCAUCAAGGAGGAUCGUAAGAAGGCUUAGUUAGGGGCGUGAGGGGGGUGUAAUAUCAUGGGUUGGGGGUUGAUGGGCGUAGACUUAGUGCUAAUGUUUUUGGCGAGAGUUACGGUCCGGCCUGAAAGCACCUAAGUUAUAACUUCUAUUACAAUUGAGU